AUGCAGUUCAAUCGUUUCAUUCCAGCUUAUCACCACCAUUUUGGAAGGCAAUGUAGGGUGGCUGCCUAUGGGUUUAGUAAGCUCAUUGAACUAUUUGAAGCCAUUCCAGAUGUUCUUCAGGUCUAUGAUGACGAAGAAGAUGGAGAGAAGCAGUUGCAGCUGGUGGAACGAGAACGUGUCCGUGUACUAGGAGAUCAAGUUGGAGCAGUGGUACGAGGAGCUCCUAGGCAAGCUAUCAGGAUUUCUGCCUUGACCCAGGUCUUCACUCGUUAUUAUGGGUAUUCUUUGAAACCCUCUCAUUAUGGUGGUAACACUUUGGAAGAGCUUAUAGGAAAGCUUAGAAAUCAUGUGAAACUGGUGGAAACUGGUGAUGAACCUGUAGUGGCCCUUGUUGACCGAGGAUAUGUGCAUGAAAUCAUGGUGCGAGCACGGAAACUUCUCUGGGAGGACUCCAGCUGCAGCUAUCCUCUAGAUAAAUUUGUUCAAACAUACACUGACCGUUAUGGCCAUCCUCCAAGCAUAGAAGUGAUUAGACGGGACUUGGAAGAUGUACUUGUGAUUGAGGGUGAAGGGGAAGAAGCCAAGGUUAACCUGGUGCCACUGCAGAUGUUUGCCCGAGAUCUCUUGACACUUCUCCAUGAAGCUGGGGGUCGUAUGCUACUUCUGAAUUUUGAUACAGCCUAUCUUGACCGUUUUGGUGUUGCAUGUCGUCCAGCGACUUAUGGUUUUCCCAAUAUAGUGGCUCUGGUUCAAGCCCUAGGAGAUUUGGUGGCAGUUAGAGGUCGUGGAACAAAAAGAAUACUUGUCUUAAAUAGGGACUCUGCUCCUUCCCCUCCUAGCUUCCACAUUCCUACAUCAAGUUCCUCUUUCUAUGGAGACAACACUGAGGGUGCCAGUGCAAAUAGUGAUGCCAAGCCACCACCUCCAAGUCAUCUUCCUCCUCCAAAUAAAGUCACCCCACCUCAGCAGUGCGAUUACCAGCGCUAUAUACAAGAAGCUAAUUCAAACAGUCACUUAAUGAUGGGAAUGAAUGCUCCAACCCCCCAUCCCUCCUACCAGCCUUCAUCACCUGUGGUUUAUCCUGGCUCUCCAGCACCAACAGGCGGUUCAGUUAUGUGGGGCCAGAUGUGGUCACCUCAAUACCCAGUUAUGCCCCCACUGUCCCCUGCUCACUACAUGGUGCCAACACUUCCCAUGAGUUGGGGAAGUAUGCCAGCCUCUCCUGCUGGUCCCCUGGGAUCCUCCACUCCCCCAGCCCCAUUGCUGGGCACCAUGGCACCCCCGAUCUCCAUACAUAUGCUCGAUGAGCUCUCCAAGCAGGCGGGUAAAUUGAAUGAGGAAUAUGCAGCACCCCCGAGUGCUAGCGAGUUGCCACCCCCGGAGCUUUUCACACAAAUGCAUCCCCAGGAGCAAAUGGCAGCCCAAGUAACUGCUCCUGAUAAUUGUAACCAGACAUCAAGCAGUGUAAUCUGUGAAGAGGCUGAUGACACGUGGUCCAGCUGCAACAGUGAUGCAGAUAAAGGUGAAGGUAACACCACCUCAACACCAGUGGCACCAAAACUCCGCACAAAGCGACGUUUAGCAGCACAAUUUGCAGCAAAUUGAAUAAGGAAUUUUCCAAUAAAGUACAGCAUUGUGUUCAUCACAAUAGCCUAGUUCCAUAAGUACUGGUUUAGGUGUGAUUUUGUGCAAUAAUUUUUGAGGUUCUGUAAAAUAUUUAUGUCCGUCCAUAGACCAUGUUCAGUAUCAAUUCCUAUGACGUCUCAGUUAUGUGAACUGAUGCAUUUCUUAUUUUACUUGUUGAUUAGUUUUUCUUUGUAUUGUUGAAUUUUGUUCUAGAUAUAUCUAGAUUUAAAACAUUCUAUAAUUUAAAUGAAGAGAGAAUUUUAAAAUCUCUUGGCUAUUUACCACGAUAAUGGUGCAACUGUACAUGAAAUUAUUUAAUCAUUCCAAGAAUGGGCAGUUAUCAUAAACAUAUUUGUUGUCAGAGAUAGACAGGGAAAGAAAGGGGAUUUAUUAUAGAAUUUGUUUUGUCACUGUUCAUCAGUAUAUCAGAUUUCUUGAAAGUGCAAAUGUUUACAUAUUUAGAUUUGGCAAAUAUCAGUUUUGCAGUUUCAGCUAAUGUAAACAAACCUUUAAACAAAAGAGAAUCAUAGUACAAAUGGUUGGACAAAGAUGUUAGUUUCUUGUUCUAAAUGUACAAAUACAGAAGAUUAACUUAAAAAUGCUGUUGUUUAUUUGGCAUUUUUAAGGCAGCAUUAUCUUAUGAAUUAGUACAGGAAGUAUGCUUCAAAAAUGUUUCUAUGUUCUAUGAAAAAAUAUUGUGUUUGAAGCUUGUUGGUCUUUUUUUCUAGUUUUGAGAAUUGAAGAUUCCCAUAUAUGGUUAAUAACUAAUUUCUGAAAGGGGAAAAUGGAAGGGAAAGUUGAGCUGAGACAGUUUAGGGUUUUUUGUUUUUUUUGCUCAAAGCCCGGGUCUAGUGUGUUGUAGAAUAAUUUGAUUCUAUUGAAGAAAGUUUAGAAGCACUUAUGAAGUAACUUCCUUAAUGUUCUCUUUCUUUGAUACUUUUUAUAUAUUUGAAAAGUGAUGUAAGUUGUUGAUCAACAAGCUUCCAUCUGUUUUGUUCCUAAGCAGGAGUAAAAAUGCUUCGUUUUUUAUGACAUUUCGUUAAUCUUGUAUGGUUAUUCUGUUGAAUACAACUACAAAUACCAUUUUACUUGUCUUGACAUAGCCUGACAUGCUAGUUAUGGGUUACUGGUACAAUAUUUCUGCUGUAUUAUAGCAUUAUAGUAUAUAGCAUUCAAGAGUUUGAGAAUGCAAGAUUGCAUAUUUCUGUGCUGAAAGUGUUAUGAUUAGCUUAAUCACAACAUCUAGUCUGUUAUUUAUUUUGAUAUUUUAGUCUGAUAGCAGACUGUACAAAAAUGCAUCAGCAGCUGUUAUGAGCCAACAAGUUUGUCAGGGUUUUGUCAAGCUUUUGUCAGUGUUGGUAAUGGGGUUCUCAGUGUUACACUGAAACAUUCCUUGUUGUGGAAGUUGAAAUAAAUGUUAUUAUAAAGUAA
Molecule: messenger RNA, 3057 nt
Organism: Penaeus vannamei (Pacific white shrimp)
Lineage: Eukaryota; Metazoa; Arthropoda; Malacostraca; Decapoda; Penaeidae
Source: RefSeq, a predicted model, not a curated record